UGUGUCAAGUUCAAGUGUCAAGCUUCUCUAUCGCGUCUAUGCCGUUUGUAAUAUACCUUUGUCGUUUGUAAUUUAGUUUUUGUAUUAAUUGUUUUGAGUGAAAUCACUAUUGUUAAUACACUAUUAAUUAUGUGUAAGAAUAAUAAUCUAUCCACAAACAUGCAAAGAAAACUGUGAAAUUACGAUUACUUCUCCUGAUUUAUCGAUAAACACUGCAUUCUAUCGUCGCGCGUCGUAUUCUCUUGACUAUAUUUUAUUAUAUCGCUUAUUUACAUUGCAAGUUGAGACAAAUGACACGAGUUGAGCUACACACACAGAUCGAGAUUAUGUGAAACGGAAAUGUGCCUAAAUUCAAUAAUACUCUCGACAAUGAAUAAAAGUAAAAUUGUGUUGUGAAAAGGUACGGACAUUAGUAUCAGAAUGGAGACGGUUUGGGUUAAGCCUGAGCCGUCAUGGGAGGGGUACGAGCCCACGCCAGAGACAGGGCACCUUUCAGAAGAAACGCAACCUCCGAUAGAAGACCAGGAAAAAGUGGUGGUAAAACUAGAACCGCCAGAUGAGUAUGCUGAGCAUGACAUCGGACCGCAGUCUCCCAAAGCAGAGGGCUUGAAGGAAUACCCAGUGGUCGUGAAACAGGAGCCUCUGGAGGGUUUUGUGAAUAUUACAGUGGAGAUGGACUGUGUGAGAGAGCCAGAAGAUCGUAAUCUCGAGCCCGAUUACGCAGGCGCAAGUGAGAGCGUCCGAGCCUCGCAGGCAGAGUUCGAAACGUCACAAAUACCGAAAAAAAAAGGGCCCUCUCGGCACGGUGCCCGCUCCGCCGCUGAUCUCGCAGAAAGGAACCGCGAAGCGAACGAAGUCUCGUGCGACAUAUGCUCAAAAACAUUCAAGCAAGCAAGCAAGUUGAAAGACCACAUCAGAAUACACACCGGUGAAAAACCAUACAAUUGUGCGAUAUGCGAAAAACGGUUCAGACAAUUAAGUCACUUAAGAAGACAUUCUCGUAUACACACUGGAGAGAAACCUCAUGCGUGCGAAGUGUGCAAACAAGAGUUUACAGAAUUGGCUAAUUUGAGAACGCAUCAACGAAUCCACACUGGUGAAAAACCUUAUGCAUGCAAAACGUGUAACAAAGAAUUUGCUGGAUUAAGUUGUUUGAAGCGCCAUGUAAGAACACAUACUGGUGAAAGGCCGUAUUCUUGCAAGAUUUGCGGUAAAGAUUUCACACAAUCGAGUACGUUAAGGCUGCACAUAAGGACACACACAGGAGAAAAGCCUUACCAAUGUGGAACGUGUCUAAAAUAUUUUAGCGGAAUGGACAAUUUGAGAAAACACGAAAGAAUUCAUUUAGGUUUGAAGCGGUUCUCAUGCGAUUUAUGUGAAAAAACGUUUACCGGUUUAAGUACGUUAAAGAGGCAUAAGCGUGUACACACUGGGGAAAAGCCGUACGUGUGUGACGUAUGCAAAAAAGAGUUUGCAGGAUUAGAUAGUCUUGUAAGGCACACUCGUAUACACACUGGGGAACAACCAUACGCGUGUGAAAUGUGUCAAAGAAGGUUCAGGCAGUUAAGUAAUUUAAAGAAACAUAUAAGAACGCAUUUAGAGCAAAAGUUUUACCAUUGUGGUAUGUGUAAAAAGAAGUUUAGAGAAUUGUGCAAUUUGGAAAAUCAUGAACGUAGGCAUCAUAGUGGCGAAACCAGCACAGUUUCGGUUCCGGAAAUUGAUAUUGAAAAUUCUACAUGACUGCGUGUGUGUCUUUCAAACAAUUAAUUUAUUGUUCUUGAAUAAAAACACAUGGUUCAAGUUUUUCAAAGGACGGCAACGAGUAUGUAAUGGUCCAUAGGCUAUGGUGAUUGCUUAUGUGUGCUUGUUUGCUACCGACGUAUAAAAAAUGAACUUAAUAUUGUUGUCAGGCCGUGGGAGGAAACGACAAUAUAGCAAAGCAAAUUUUUUGACCCCUUUGGACAGUAGCUAACAGCAAGGAUAUAUAUAACUCCGUAUAGGAUAAAAAAAGUCUAAGAAAAACACGUGCCUCGAAAAAUCAAGAAAAAAAUAUGCUCGAAUAGAUGGCGAUAUACCCUCGGCCUAUACCCGAGUAGAUGGCGACACCGUUUGAUUUCUAAUAUACGGGUGAAAGAACAUGGGUCAAAUAGCCAUAAGCCAUUCUAAGAGUUUUAGUCCUGUGUCGAAAGAUGGCAGUAAAUUUAGUUGAAUACAAAAUUUACUUUGACAGUACGCCUCUAUACUAAAUUCUCUUUGUUAACAGCAUGUGUUUAUUUAACCCUUUAAACGCCACGCCCUUGACGACGGGCGAUCAAAAGGUUGUUUCUGAUGAUUUAAUAGAAAAUAUGAUAGGUCAGUUGAUAAGGGUUGAAUAAGAAACUAAGGAUAUAGAAAAGGUCACUUUUUCAGUAUGUCCAUAGGAGAGACGUGAAGCUUGCUAUAUGUAAAGCAUACAUAGAUAUUAAGAUUAUUAUGUAAUAAACUAUUUUAAA
This is a messenger RNA of Cydia pomonella (codling moth), 2492 nucleotides long. RefSeq names its product zinc finger protein 501-like. Gene Ontology annotation, molecular function: RNA polymerase II cis-regulatory region sequence-specific DNA binding; DNA-binding transcription factor activity, RNA polymerase II-specific. The transcript is spliced from 5 exons. Gene Ontology annotation, biological process: central nervous system development; regulation of transcription by RNA polymerase II. Lineage: Eukaryota; Metazoa; Arthropoda; Insecta; Lepidoptera; Tortricidae. Bases 421 to 1740 code for a protein of 439 amino acids. Gene Ontology annotation, cellular component: nucleus. The record is from RefSeq and is a predicted model, not a curated record.